Liolophura sinensis is the source of this 1232-nucleotide messenger RNA. RefSeq names its product galactosylceramide sulfotransferase-like. The transcript is spliced from 2 exons. The coding region runs from base 17 to 1222 and encodes 401 amino acids. Gene Ontology annotation, cellular component: membrane. The record is from RefSeq and is a predicted model, not a curated record. Gene Ontology annotation, biological process: glycolipid biosynthetic process. Gene Ontology annotation, molecular function: galactosylceramide sulfotransferase activity. Lineage: Eukaryota; Metazoa; Mollusca; Polyplacophora; Chitonida; Chitonidae.
GGCCCUCGCAGUACGAAUGGCCAGCCCACGUUCGAUGUUCCUGUGCUUGACUGCGUGUGUGUUUCUCCUUACAGUAGUCAUGCUCUGGUCAAAGAUAAUUCUACAUCUCUCCAUCGCGGUACCUCCGCGUUCUACAAAAGCAGUUUUCAAAUACCACAGACCAGUCCUCAGGAAAGAGGGAAAACUCUUUUCUCGUCCUCUGUUGUCAACGUUAUCCUCUACAAAAGCUCUUGUGCCGUCCCCUAUCAACGCGCAUGCCAAGUGUAAGGAAAAACGCCACGUGAUCUACGUGAGAAUCCCCAAAACCGGAAGCAGCACGAUGACCCACCUCAUGUGGCGUUUCGGAAAUCAGAGAGGCCUCAGGUUUUUGCUUCCACGGCCUGGUUUCGAAGGGAGUGAAAACAAACUCUCGUUGAAUAAGUUUUAUUUACCAAACUCCAGAAAAUAUUGUGACUUGAUGGCUAAUCACGUGAUCUAUGAUUAUGCAAAUUUCAAGCGAUAUUUUCCUGCUGACGUUGUCUACAUUUCUCUGUUACGAGAACCUAUGAACCAGUUAUAUUCAACCAUCUAUUACCUGAACUUUAACAUUCAGGGUGACAACAAAGUAAAGAAUUAUUUGCUCAAGCCUGAAAAGUAUGAACCAAAGUCUGGUUCCCGAUCUUUAACUCAUAACCCAAUGAUGUCAUACUUUGGCUUAGCUCCGAGUUACUUUCGAAAUGUUGAUAAAAUCCGUCAAAAAAUCGCAGAAAUUGAUGAGAAAUUUGCAAUGGUGCUGGUUUUAGAGAAACUGGACGAGUCGCUGGUGUUACUCAAACGUAAGCUCUGUUGGACGACAAAUGAUAUUUUGUAUAUGAUAAAAAAUAAAAACUGGAAAAAACCAGUUGUCAAUAUUACCGACGAAGACUACAAAAGGUUAAAAAAUUGGUCAAUGGCGGACUACAUUUUGUAUGAGCACUUUCUUGGUAAACUUCAACGAUCCAUUGAAACCGAAGGGGAAGACUUUCAGCAAGAACUUUCCUUAUUCCGUUCAAUUAAAAGACAAUUUAAGGAAUUUUGUCAAAGGGGAAACUCUAACCAGACUUUGACAAUUGCAUCUAGCAAGUUUUCUGCAUCAUUCAAAGUUCCUUACAGGAAUUGUCAAAGACUGGCCUCGCGUGGGCCGCUCGUCCUAGACGAUAUUCGACGCCAACAAAAACUGAAGAAUUUUUGCAAUAGUAAAUGAAUAAAUGUAU